GCCAAUUUGUUCCUUGAUUCUCUUGAAACACCCCCAAGGCCACAAAAGAUCAGUCUUUUAGUCCUUUCUUUGCUCCAAAUUCAACGUCCUCAAUCCUGAAAAUGCAACUCUCAGUCCCGGCCCCAUCUCAGAGCCUCUCCUUCGCAAAAUCCCUCCUUUCCCCAACUCCCCUUUUCCUCCGCACGAAACUCUCCAGCCUCUCCCUCCACACCCCAACCCGACCCAACACUGUAAUCCGCAUGGGAGGUGGCCCCAGGACUUACCCAGGUGGAGUAUCCAAAUGGCAAUGGAAACGCAUGCAAGCCAAGAAAGCCAAGCAACUCCUCAAAGCCCGACUUGCCCGUGAACGCCACAUCUAUGAAAUGCGCAAACGAGCUGAGCUCCAAGCCGCCGUCUCCGAACUUGAACGUCCCUGGGAAGUCGUUGAAAAAGCACCCAACUUGUUCUCCGUUUCAGCUGACGAGCAAGUUAAAGUCUUGGCUGACAGAUUCCAGAAACCUGGCGGUUUCGAUAUGUGGAGUGACAGAGAUGGGCCCCAGUUGUUUGAAACUGUUGAUGGGUUGCCUUCUGCAAGGUUUUUUCCUAAAGGGGUUGUUCAUAGUGUUAAACCGUAUUUGAGAAGUAGAGAGAGUGAUGAAAGUACUAAGCUUUUGACUGAUAAUAAGAGCGAGGAGACCGGGAAUGAAGAUGGUAAUUCACAGAGAAAUGGGAAAAGGAACGGUGUUAAAUGGAGGAGGAAAGGGAUGAGGAGAAGGUUGGAUGCUGCUGAGGAGGGUAGUUUUGAUGAGAGAAAAGGUAAUUUGAAGUCUGAGGUUUAUGAUGUGACCUUGCAAAGAGAUGGGAGUUAUGGGAUUAAUAAGAAAAAAUGACUGAGACGUAAGAUUAUCAAGGCAGGAAGGAAAAUAGGCAGUGCUUUAUUUGGUAAUGUUCUUCUUCUUCUCCAAGUUGUCUCACUUUUUCCUGGAUGAACUGCAUUUAGAGGUGCUGCAAUUUAUUGUGUUUGGUGGAUGAGACAAUAUUGAAUGUACAUUUGUAUAAAUUAUAUUGAAUGCAUAUAAUGAUAAUUAGUUAUUAACUGAAAA
This is a messenger RNA of Theobroma umbraticum, 1082 nucleotides long. RefSeq names its product copper ion transmembrane transporter. Lineage: Eukaryota; Viridiplantae; Streptophyta; Magnoliopsida; Malvales; Malvaceae. The record is from RefSeq and is a predicted model, not a curated record.